AUGGAGGCUCUCUUGCAGCAGUCCCGUUCUAUGUGCCCCUUCCUCAAGCGCACCUCCCCCACCACCCUCCGCACCCUGUCCACCGCGACCCGCCCCAACACCAGCCCCGGAGGUGGAACCAUGUCCAAUUUGCAGGUCCUCGCUCGCCGCUGCCCCGUCAUGAACAAGGCUCUGGCGGUGCAGAGUGCCCGCCUCAGCGGCACCAAGCGCUUCACUUCGCGCGCCGCUGGAGUGGCCGCAUUCCAGCCCAUGCGGACCCCCGCUGACCGGCGGGACCUGCACAGUUCCAACGGGAACCCCGCCAGUCUCGCUUCUGGGGGAUACCAGAAGACCGAGCGAGGAGAUCACCACCUGGCCAAUCCGCUUCGCUCGUCGCCUGCCGCUGCCGAGGCCGCUCUCCGGGGUCCCCCUGGAGCCCCCCACUGCAAGCCCUACGACUACAAUGGCUUCUACGAUGCCGAGCUGGCGAAGAAGCGCAAGGACAAGUCCUACCGCUAUUUCAACAACAUCAACCGUCUCGCUAAGGAGUUCCCCCGCGCCCACACUGCCUCUGCCGAGGAGCGGGUGACUGUCUGGUGCUCCAAUGACUACCUUGGUAUGGGACGCAACCAGCAGGUCUUGGAUACAAUGCACCAGACCCUGGAUAACUACGGUGCUGGUGCGGGUGGUACCCGUAACAUCUCGGGCCACAACCAGCAUGCCGUCACAUUGGAGAAGACCCUCGCCAAGUUGCACGGCAAGGAGGCUGCUCUGGUCUUCAGCUCAUGCUACGUGGCUAAUGAUGCCACUUUGGCCACUCUCGGCAGUAAGAUGCCUGACUGUGUCAUCCUCUCGGAUAGUCUGAACCAUGCCUCCAUGAUCCAGGGUAUUCGUCACUCCGGUGCGAAGAAGAUGGUCUUCAAGCACAAUGAUCUGGAAGACCUCGAAACCAAGCUGGCAUCUCUGCCCCUCAGCACCCCCAAGAUCAUUGCCUUUGAGUCCGUCUACAGCAUGUGCGGAUCAAUUGCUCCCAUCGAGAAGAUCCAGGACCUCGCCGAUAAGUACGGCGCCAUCACCUUCCUGGACGAAGUCCACGCCGUGGGCAUGUACGGUCCCCACGGAGCCGGUGUCGCCGAGCACCUCGAUUACGACAAGUGGGCAUCCCAGGACUCCGCCACCCCCCAGAACACCAAGGGCACAGUCCAGGACCGCGUCGACAUCAUCACCGGUACCCUCGGCAAGGCCUACGGCAGCGUCGGUGGCUACAUCGCCGGCUCCGCCGCCAUGGUCGACACCAUCCGCUCUCUCGCACCCGGCUUCAUCUUCACCACCUCCCUCCCACCCGCCACCAUGGCCGGAGCCAACACCGCCAUCCAAUACCUCGCCGAGGAACCCCGCGAACGGACCCUCCAGCAACUGCACACCCGUGCCGUGAAGAAGGCCUUCAACGACCUCGACAUCCCCGUCAUCCCCAACCCCUCCCACAUCGUCCCCCUCCUAGUCGGCGACGCCGAACUAGCCAAGAAAGCCUCCGACAAGCUCCUCGAAGAGCACGGCAUCUACGUUCAGGCAAUCAACUACCCCACCGUCCCCCGCGGCGAGGAACGUCUCCGCAUCACCCCAACCCCAGGCCACGUCAAGCCCCUGCGCGAUCAUCUCGUCCAAGCCGUCCAAGCCGUCUGGAUCGAUCUCGGUCUCAAGCGCACCAGCGACUGGAAGAGCCAGGGUGGUUUCGUCGGUGUCGGCGUCGAUGGCGCCGAAGCCGCUAACCUGCCUAUCUGGGAAGAUGCCCAGCUGGGUCUGCAGGCUGGCGAGACUCUGGAGGCUGCUGUUGCUCGGGAGUUUGAGGUCGCGGCUUCGGCUCCGGCUCCGGUCUUGAAGACUGCUACUCCUUUGACUGAGAAGGCUUACUCUGAUGCCCCUGCUGGCGUUGCUGUUUAA
Molecule: messenger RNA, 1920 nt
Organism: Penicillium olsonii
Lineage: Eukaryota; Fungi; Ascomycota; Eurotiomycetes; Eurotiales; Aspergillaceae
Source: the annotation of a GenBank genome assembly